Messenger RNA from Aureobasidium pullulans EXF-150, 1285 nucleotides. RefSeq names its product NAD(P)-binding protein. Gene Ontology annotation, molecular function: oxidoreductase activity, acting on the CH-CH group of donors, NAD or NADP as acceptor. The record is from RefSeq and is a predicted model, not a curated record. Lineage: Eukaryota; Fungi; Ascomycota; Dothideomycetes; Dothideales; Saccotheciaceae. The coding region runs from base 239 to 1285 and encodes 348 amino acids. The transcript has 3 exons.
ACAAAUAGAAGAAGAGAACAAGGUGAGUCUCGCUUAAACAUUACAGAGUUUGCGGUUCAAACGAACUUCUCGCUUAAUGUUACUUGCAAGAGUAAGCCGAGGCGAAUCUUAGCGGCCUCGGCCCUACCCUGAAUCGGAAGCUGUCCCCACGUUUCGUAUCUCCAGAAAGACCUUUAUAUUCUUGGAGACCCUUUCCAGGAAGACGGAUCUCUAUCAUUUCUAUCAUAUCCUUAUCACAAUGUCUUCGCAAUACCAAUCUGUACAUCUCAAGGCUCGUCCUACCAGUGAGAUCGUCGCUGGUGAAACCUUUGAGGUCAAGUCGAAUGCUGCGCCCAAGGAGUCGGAUCUCAAGGAUGGUCAAGUGAUCUUCAGAUCUCUGUAUCUCAGUCUCGAUCCUGCCAUGAGAGGAUGGUUGAAUGACACACGUUCAUAUGUUCCUCCCGUCCAAAUCGGCGAAAUCAUGCGCGGCGUCGCAAUCGGCACAGUUGAAGCUUCCAAAUCAGACAAGUUCCCCGUCGGCACACUGGCAACUGGAUUUGUUGGAUGGACCGAACUCGCCGUUGUCGAGGAAAAGGCACUCGAGCGCGUUGACCUGCCUUCCAAUGGCCGCACCACUGAUGCUCUUGGCGUUCUCGGUAUGACUGGCUUGACCGCAUACUUUGGUAUCAUUGAAGUUGGCCAAGUCAAGGAGGGAGAUUUCGUCGUUGUUUCCGGUGCUGCUGGCGCUACUGGAAGUGUGGUUGCUCAGAUCGCUAAGCUCAAGGGCGCCAAGGUGUUGGGUCUGGCCGGUAGUGACGACAAAGUUUCAUGGUUGAAGAAUGAUCUCGGUCUGGAUGAGGCUUUGAACUACAAAGAUGCCGACUUCACCAAGAAAUUCAGAGAUGCCACAAAGGGCCUUAUUGACGUCUUCUUCGACAACGUCGGCGGCGAUAUCCUCGACCUCGCCCUCUCCCGCGCAAAACCCUUCUCCCGCUUCGUCUGCUGCGGCGCCAUCAGCGACUACAACAGCGCCUCCCCCCGCGGUCUCAAAAACUACAUGAUGAUCAUUUCCAUGCGCAUCCGCAUGCAAGGUUUCAUCGUUUUCGAUUUCGCCGACAAGUACGCCGUUGCCAGAAAGGAAUUGGCACAAUGGCUUGCGGAGGGUAAGCUCCAGAGAAAGGAGACUGUUAUUGAAGGUGGACUGGGCAAGGCCGAGCAAGGAUUGAGGGAUUUGUACAAGGGUGUUAAUACUGCUAAAUUGCUUGUUGAGGUCAGUAAGGGCAAGGAUGGUAAGGCUAGACUUUAG